AUGAAGCGGCAGAACCUGCGCACGGUCUCGCUGAUCCUCUGCAUCUUCUCCUACCUGCUGGUGGGCGCCGCCGUGUUCGACGCGCUGGAGUCGGAGGCCGAGAGCGGCCGCAGGCGGCUGCUGGAGCAGAAGCGGGGCGAGCUCCGCAGGAAGUACCGCUUCUCGGCCGACGACUACCGCGAGCUGGAGCGGCUGGUGCUGCAGGCCGAGCCGCACCGCGCCGGGGGGCAGUGGAAGUUCGCCGGCUCCUUCUACUUCGCCAUCACGGUCAUCACCACCAUCGGUUAUGGACAUGCUGCCCCGGGCACAGAUGCUGGCAAAGUUUUCUGCAUGUUCUAUGCAGUCCUUGGUAUCCCCCUCACACUGGUUAUGUUCCAAAGUCUUGGGGAACGCAUGAACACUGUAGUCCGGUUACUGCUGAAGAAAAUAAAGAAGUGUCUGGGCAUGAAGAAGACGAAUGUCUCUAUGGAAAACAUGGUCUUAGUUGGCUUCUUGUCAUGCAUGGGGACACUGUGUGUUGGAGCAGCUGCCUUCUCUUAUUUUGAGGGCUGGACCUUCUUCCAUGCCUAUUAUUACUGCUUCAUAACCCUGACCACUAUUGGCUUUGGCGACUUUGUAGCUCUGCAGAAAAACGAAGCUUUACAGAAGAAGCCACCGUAUGUGGCUUUCAGCUUCAUGUACAUCUUGGUCGGUUUGACUGUGAUUGGUGCUUUCCUAAACUUAGUUGUUCUUAGGUUUUUGACUAUGAACUCGGAAGAUGAGAGGCGGGAUGCAGAAGAGAGGGCAUCCCUGAAGAGAGUCAGGAACAACAUCCACCUGAAAGCUAAGGAAGACAGUAAGAACAGAGAUGCUAUUUUUCUACCCAUAGAAGACAGGACAAGUCAAAUGAACCUCAUCCCACUGAUGCAGGAAGACGCUGAUAGACUAAGACGUCACUCUUCAAACUCCACCGCCAAAGUCCCUUCCUUGUGCACGUGUUUGUGCUACAGACCGCGGCUGUGUGGGAGCCCUGUCCCUUCUCAUCCAGAGACCCUCAGCUGCCACACCAAUCCCGUUUACUAUAAUUCCAUUUCUUACAAAAUUGAUGAGGUCUCCCUGAGCACGAGGGAUCCCACUGGCGUCUCCUCCCCUGGGAGCACUUUAUCGUCCAACAGCCCCCGCUGCAGGGAACACCACCGCCUGCGAAGGAAAUCCAUCUAAAUGUGCAUGCUUUUUGGGAAUUUUUACUCUGAACUGUAUUCUACUACUGAAGUCAUAUUUUGAUGAUAAAUUAUUA
Molecule: messenger RNA, 1276 nt
Organism: Gopherus flavomarginatus (Mexican gopher tortoise)
Lineage: Eukaryota; Metazoa; Chordata; Testudines; Testudinidae
Gene: KCNK15
Product: potassium two pore domain channel subfamily K member 15
Exons: 2
Coding region: 1-1200 (399 amino acids)
Biological process (GO): potassium ion transmembrane transport; stabilization of membrane potential
Cellular component (GO): membrane
Molecular function (GO): potassium ion leak channel activity
Source: RefSeq, a predicted model, not a curated record